AUGCCUGUUCCACCGCAAAUGGCUCCCUUGCCCAUCGCCAGGCUAGCUGCCUAUCAACGUCCCUUGACUUACGUCGGUAUGGACUACUUCGGGCCCUUUUUGGUUGCUGUAGGUCGGCAAAGCGAAAAAAGAUGGGGCGUUAUUUUCACCUUCCAAAUCGUACGGGCAGUGCAUAUAGAACUGGCGUGCUCUUUGGACACUGCAUCGCGCAUAAUAUGCAUCCGAAACUUCAUCAAUCGGCGCGGGACCCCAAGAGAAAUUUACAGCGACAAUGGCACUAACUUCAUAGCUGCCGAAAAGAUUAUCUGUGACAAAGCGCAGACGAUCAACUUUAACGCCGUGCAACCGGCGUUCGAUGAUAUGAAAUGA
Messenger RNA from Drosophila willistoni, 369 nucleotides. RefSeq lists its product as uncharacterized. Gene Ontology annotation, molecular function: nucleic acid binding. Bases 1 to 369 code for a protein of 122 amino acids. Lineage: Eukaryota; Metazoa; Arthropoda; Insecta; Diptera; Drosophilidae. The transcript has a single exon. The record is from RefSeq and is a predicted model, not a curated record.